AAUUUGUCGGGCGGUUGUUAUUAACAUGAAGCCUGUUUUUUAAAAUAAUAAAUAUGGAUGAUGGAAAGUCAAAGGUGUUCAAUGAUCCAAUACAUGGACUAAUCGAACUCCAUCCACUGUGUGUGAAGAUCAUAGACACACCGGAAUUCCAGCGCCUUCGAUUCCUGAAGCAACUCGGGUCUACUUAUCUUGUGUAUCCUGGCGCGUCUCACAACCGAUUUGAACAUUCUUUAGGGGUGUGCCACUUAGCCGGAAGACUGGUUCGUGCCAUAAAAAGCAGACAACCCGACCUUGGCAUAACAGAUAAAGACGUUCUUUGUGUUGAAAUAGCUGGGCUCUGCCAUGACCUUGGCCAUGGACCCUUUUCUCAUCUGUUUGAGGGGGAGUUUUUACCAAAAGUCCGUCCAGAGACCAAAUGGGCGCAUGAAAAGGCGUCCAUAGACUUAUUUGACCACAUGAUUGAAAAAAGAAAUUUGAAGCCGGAGUUCGACAAGUGUGGACUCAACGAACAAGACAUAAGAUUUAUUAAGGAGCAAAUUCGGCCUGAAAUAAAGGAUGAGAAUAAUGAAAAGUUCAGAGGAAGACCCGGCAAACCGUUCCUAUAUGAAAUUGUUGCCAACAAGCGGAACGGCAUCGAUGUUGACAAGUGGGAUUACCUUGCCCGUGAUUGCUACAUGCUUGGAAUUCGUAACAACUUUGACCAUAACAGAUGUAUCCAUUUUGCCCGGGUUUUGAAUGUAUGCGGAGAGAAACAGAUUUGUACAAGGGAAAAGGAGGCUGGACAUUUAUAUGAUAUGUUUUACACCCGCUAUAUGCUGCAUCGCCGGGCUUAUCAACACAAGACUGCUUGUAGCAUCAACUUCAUGAUUACAGAUGCGCUUAUCAAAGCAAACGACUACAUUAAGUUUACUGGUACUGAUGGUGAAGAAAAGAAAAUGUCAGAGGCCAUUGAUGACAUGGAAGCCUACAGUAAGAUGACGGACCAUGUAAUUUUCCUGAUUCUCAACUCAAACGACAAGAAUCUCGCAGAAUCCAAGGAAAUCCUGAACAAUGUCAUGUCCCGCAAACUUACGUACAAAUACACAACGCAUUCGGUCGCAAAAAGGGACAAAAUGCUGGGAAAGGAAGACAUCAGUGAUGCAGUUAAAGAGAUAAUAGAAAAGAAAAAGCCUGGUCACCAAGAUUUGAAUGAUGACGAUAUUAAAGUACAGCUUGUGCAGCUAGAUUACGGAAAAAAGAGCGAGAAUCCCAUGGAUCACUUGAUGUUCUACAGAAAAAACGAUCAGGAUAAUGCCGUUCCUAUUACGAAAGAACAGGAGUCCAGCUUUCUGCCAAAGGAAUUUCUAGAGCAGCAGAUUCGACUGUAUUGUAAAGCCAAUGCCUCGGACGCCUCGCAUAGAGCUGCUCGUUAUGCAUUUGGCCAGUGGUGUAGGGAAAAAGAUCUACCUGCCCCAAUGGGAGCAGAUUUUGGUGACGAAUAAAUAAAGAAUAGCACCCUUUUAGGCGAAAAGAUAAUGUUGGUACCAUUCUAACUUGAUGAACAACAAUACGGCGCAGUGAUCCCCCCUGUCAAACGUUCGGUGGUGUAUCUAAGCCAAAAGUACAAAAUUAAGAUUCCCUGAAAUGCAUUGAA
Mya arenaria is the source of this 1633-nucleotide messenger RNA. RefSeq names its product deoxynucleoside triphosphate triphosphohydrolase SAMHD1-like. Gene Ontology annotation, biological process: dGTP catabolic process. The coding region runs from base 54 to 1481 and encodes 475 amino acids. NCBI's taxonomy places the organism in Eukaryota, Metazoa, Mollusca, Bivalvia, Myida, Myidae. Gene Ontology annotation, molecular function: dGTPase activity. The transcript has 14 exons. Gene Ontology annotation, cellular component: nucleus. The record is from RefSeq and is a predicted model, not a curated record.